AUGGCAAAAACGACUUGGUUCGACGUGCUUCAGCAGCACAUCAAAAUCGACAUUGAUUGUCUAGACCCGGCCGAGACCGUCGCUCUUCUGCCGUUCGUGCCGUACGAUCAGACGAGCAACCAGCGGCUGGUGUACCUACAGAUGGUGGCCCCCUCGAACCACGACCUCUUCCUGCAAACGGUCCGGGACCGCAAGGACGACGGCUGGCAGGCAAUCCUCGACUGCAUGAGUGUCCGUCUCUGCGCCCUCAACAAGGACAAGAUCCGCGGCCGCUUCCACCUCCAGACCUCGCCGUCGGCCGCCUACGACGAGGCCCAGACGCUCGCCCACGCCCGCUCCUACGCCCGCGAGUUUGCCGCCGCCGGCAUCCCGCGCGACCGCUUCUGCAUCAAGAUCCCCUCCACCGGACCUGCGCUGCGCGCCGGCCGCAUGCUCUUGGACGAGGGCAUCCGCACGCUCGGCACGUCGCUGUUUGGCGUCCCGCAGGCCGUGGCCGCCAGCCAAGCGGGCUGCCUCUCCAUCAGCCCGUAUCUCAACUUCUCCUGGUACCACGCGGACCGCACCCAGUGGCCGGACGUCGCCGAUCCGGCCCUCGAGCACCCCAUGGCGCCGCGCCUCGUGCAGAUCUUGCACGCCUACAAGAAGCUCGCAGACGCGACCGGCCAGCCGCAGCCCAUGCUCAAAAUGGCCAGCUUCCUGUCCCCGAUGGAGGCCAUGGCCAUGGCGGAGCUCGGCUGCGCGCACGCCACCAUCCCCGAGAACAUCCUCGCCGAGCUCGCCGCGCGGGACGUGGAGAGCACCCCGCCGCCGCCGUACCAGAGCGCGGCGCCCGGCCUGCCGGCGGCGCGCCUGACGCACCUAGCGGCGACGGAUCCGCUGGGUGCCGCCUGGGACGGCGACGUCGACGUGGAUUAUCUGGCGAAUGGGGGCGAGGCGCUGCACAAGGCGAUUGAGGCGGACCCCAUGACAAAGAGGGGACUGGCGGAGGCGCUGGACAUGUUUCGCGAGUGUGAGAAGCAGAGCCGGGAAGCGAUUGAGCAGGCGAUGAAGCAGGUCUAG
Molecule: messenger RNA, 1059 nt
Organism: Cordyceps militaris CM01
Lineage: Eukaryota; Fungi; Ascomycota; Sordariomycetes; Hypocreales; Cordycipitaceae
Product: transaldolase
Exons: 4
Coding region: 1-1059 (352 amino acids)
Biological process (GO): pentose-phosphate shunt, non-oxidative branch; carbohydrate metabolic process
Cellular component (GO): intracellular anatomical structure
Molecular function (GO): transaldolase activity
Source: RefSeq, a predicted model, not a curated record